Molecule: messenger RNA, 1273 nt
Organism: Histoplasma capsulatum G186AR
Lineage: Eukaryota; Fungi; Ascomycota; Eurotiomycetes; Onygenales; Ajellomycetaceae
Exons: 2
Coding region: 292-996 (234 amino acids)
Source: RefSeq, a predicted model, not a curated record
CUGUACUUGCAUCUUCUUUUUCUUCGUGUGACUCCUUCCUCAUCCGUCAACGGUUGGCCAAACCACAUUCAUAAACAUCUUUUGAAAAAAGACUCCUGUAAACUCCUGUAAGUAUGCUUUCUCAACUGCAAACAUGCCAACAGUCAAAGAAUUGAGAAGUGAACUUAGGGCUCUCGGCCUGUCUUCGACAGGCAGAAAAGCUGCUCUCGAGCAGCGACUGAGACAGCCAAGGAGAAGUCAGCGACGUCGGAUUCGCAACUGUCAACACCCGACGGCCACUGCGAUGCACUCAUGGCAGUGAGAAUCGAAGUCGGGGACCCAUCCACAAUGAUUGAGCGUGCCGAAGAGGCCUUAUUGGACUCAGUUAACAAAGAGGAACUACAGUUCACCAUGGUCAACGGAAACCCAAUAGUCACAAAUACACGAGCGCUCAAAUACGCAGAGUCGCAUUUCAACAGACCGAUCCUCGAGGACCGCUUGAAUGCGACAGAAUCCCGCUUGUCCGCCAUGGAGAACAAACUAGAGUUAGCAGAAUGCCGUAUCUCUGACCUCGAGAGGUCAGUUUUCGAUCUUAAAGCUGUCAGAAACCGGUUCAUCAGCACUUACAAACGGGAUAUACUUUCCAACGACACCGAGAAAGAUAAGGUGGCCAUCAAGACUGGAAAUCAUUUUGUACAUGGAGGGGACUGUAAAAGAGAUGCAGAAUUAUAUGAAGCUCCAGCACUUCGUCGCGAUUUCGAUACCUACAUCAAGCUUUACGGCCUUCAUCCUGGAAUUGUCCGCUCUUCAAUUUCAUACCGUCCGACAAUUGACCUCCUCGAUAGACACGCUACUACUGUCGCUGACAAAAAUAUCGAGCUUCCUACGAAGUUUAACGACCUGUUUGUCAACUUCAUAAAGGCCCUUGAAACUUCAAAUUUUGAAGAAGACUAUCUCGCCAACCCAAAGUCAGAUGUUACAGUUGCAUAUUGGGCCUUUUUUCAGUCCUGCCCCUAGUAGUCUUUGCUGCGAUUAUAGCUCCUCGAUAACGAUGCCAAAACUACUUUUGAGAGGGACCACCAAUGUUGACCUAUUCCAUUCCUGCACCAUUAUUGUAUGUUAACUUAGUAUGACAUUCUUUCAUGCGCACCAUGCAUGAAUUUUGCAAGUCUUGCAGGGCAUUUCUACCACUUUGCUUGAUGGGGUUCGCCAUCCAAUGCAAGCUCAUGCCCUUAAUAACUUUGUAUUUGUAUUAGGAUUUGGAGUGCAAUAAAGAUAUUGCUGUUUUCUUUCG